Trifolium pratense (red clover) is the source of this 1682-nucleotide messenger RNA. Its product is annotated as F-box/FBD/LRR-repeat protein At1g13570-like. The transcript has 5 exons. NCBI's taxonomy places the organism in Eukaryota, Viridiplantae, Streptophyta, Magnoliopsida, Fabales, Fabaceae. The record is from RefSeq and is a predicted model, not a curated record. The coding region runs from base 186 to 1466 and encodes 426 amino acids. Gene Ontology annotation, molecular function: protein binding.
UCGAGUUGUUGAGUUCCUUCGUGCUGACAGUAGGGAUAGGCGUGAACCCUAACCCUUUUGAUUCCCAGCUAGGUCUCAAUUGUUUGAAUCAAAUCUCAAAUUGGAACAAUCCCUUCUCUCAAAAUCAAUUGCAUUCAAAGGAUUUUUGCGUGACUUUCCAGGAACUACUCAAUCGGUAGCUUAACAUGGUAAGAAAAAGCAAACAAAAAAAUUCUACUCUCAUUGAUGCGGAGCCAGACAGAAUUAGUUGCUUACCAGGUCAUGUAACAGACCAAAUUCUGUCUUUCUUGCCAAUUGAAGAAGCAGUGAGAACUAGUGUUUUAUCAAGCAAAUGGAGGAACAAAUGGUACACAAUACCAAAUCUUGUGUUUGAUCCAAAUUAUGUCUCCGAAGACCCUUCAAUUGUUGAUCAUGUACUUUUACUUCAUUCUGGGCCAAUCAACAAGUUUGAGAUCUCUGACCUCAAUCAUAUUCCCGUUAAUUCGAGUGUUGCGACUGAUAUUGAUCGGUGGAUUCUUCAUCUAAUCAGAAGGUCUAUUAAAGAGCUUGUACUGGAUCUAGUUUUGAUGGAUGAAGUACGCUAUAAGAUACCUUGGUGCUUAUUCUCUUGUCAAAGUUUAAAUCGUUUAGAGUUAUAUUCGUGUUGGCUUAAACCUCCAACAACAUUUGAAGGCUUGAGGAACUUGACAAGUCUUGAUUUGGAUCAUGUUACUAUAAAUCAAGAUCAUCUUGAAAAAUUGAUAUCCGGCUGCCCUCUGCUUGAAAAUUUGAUGUUGACAGAUAUUGACAACAUCACCCAACUUAAUGUUCAUGCGCCAAAGCUUAAGGAAUUUGACAUCUUGGGUAAUUUUGAGGAUAUUAACUUUGACAACACUUUCCAACUAGUUACGGUAUUUGUUAGUUUAAGGUUGUAUUUGGACUCUGAAAACAAUCGAAGUAGAUUGCGUGGAUGCUCUAGCAAUUUGCUCAAAUUUUUCAAUCAUCGACCUCACAUAAAAAGUCUAGUGAUUCAAAAUUAUUUUUUAAAGUAUUUGGCUGCAGGGGUUGUGCCGGUAGAGCUUCCUACACCUUGUAUCUGUUUAGGUGAUCUUUCCUUAUGCAUAAACUUCGAAGACUUAAAGGAAAUUUCGGCUGCUCUUUGCUUGCUCAGAAGCUCACAUAAUCUUCAAAAGUUAGAAAUAUCUGCACGGAUUGAGGAGGACACUGACCUUUUGACACCAACAUGCUAUUCUUGGGAAGAUAUCUUCUCGAGGCCAGCCAUGCCCAUCCAAGUGCGACAUGUGACUAUAGGUGGCAUCUCUGGUACCACAUCGGAAUUAGAUUUUAUCAAAUUUUUACUUCUAUAUUCUCCUGUGUUAGAAAAUAUGAUUGUGAAGCCCGAUAAAGAUGUCACACCUGAUUUGACAAGAGCACUAAUUCGGUUCAAAAGAGCGUCGGCAGAAGCUGAAGUUAUUUGGGAAGAAUGAUGCCAAUCAUUCUUGGUCUUUCAAAAAGGGGCAAUGAUUCAAGUUUAAUAUGUACAAACAAGUUUCAAAAUACUUUUAUCAGAUGGUUAUGAUUAGUAGGUAAUCAAAAUUUAUAUGGUUCUAACACAUGAAGGAUUUAUAUGCAGUAAUUUUUGAGAUACAAUGGAAGUAUUUUUAAUAUAUAUUUUCCUUAAUAUAUUUCCCAGUAUCAACGUA